AUGACUACCUUAAUUUUUGCCAUUUUAUUUGGUCUCAAUUUUUUGUUAUUCAGUCCUUGUGAAGGUAAGGACUAUAUUAAACUAGACGGAACAGUUAUUUUCCCUGUGGUAUAAUAAUUAAGUAGUCGCCGUUCUUUGAUAUACGCACAAGCCAAGCUUGCAUGCAACUUAAAUUAUUUCAGCACUCAGCUGGCUCAUAUAUAGAGUAUAACUGAAUAUGCACGAUAUUAUUUUGUUGGUGCUAUUUUUCUUCCUUUUAUCCCCCCAGGGGGUGGGGAAAAAAGUCCUUAUAUGUCGCGUUGGGCUGGCAGGAAAUAGAGUAAUGACAUUUCUGAACUAUUGAAGAAAGACUGAACUGUUAUAAAAAAAAUCCAUCAGCAAAAUUGCGAAAUGGUAAAUUGUGUGGACAUUUUUCUUGAAUGCGCCAUUUUAUAGCCACACACAUCGUACAUUUUCCCAUUAUCAGGCAUAGAUAUCCCCCUCCAUGCAUCACAGGUUUGGGGGAGUGUCGAUCAUUUCAGGAACAACCUAUUAGCCUACAUGGAAAGAUAUUGUUCUUGAACAGUUUAAUUUUUAAUAAAAAUGUAUUGAUUGUAAAUUGAACUCCCUUGUGUAGGUCGUCUAAUCUCCCUCCUAAGCUUUGUGACCCAAUUUAUUAUUAAUAUCAUGUUUUUAGAAAUUUGGAAUUUGUGAUUUGCUACAUUUUCCUGAAUUAAAUCAUAGACGUACAUACGGGAUUUAAAUAUCUCCCCUGUUAGGACAUUUCAAUUUUUCGCUUUUACUACUGAAUAUAUCUCACUUUUCACGAACGACCCACUGGCCAGAAUAUAAUGGCAAUGCCUAUGCAGGGAAAGAAUUAAAUUGCUCGUGAAAUUAAUAUUCUUAACUUUUAGAUUAUUUAACAGAAAUGUAUUGAAUAUAAUUUCCUUAUAUAGGUCAAGUCACCGUCAUACCUAAUGACGACACCUUUGUUGCUGCGCCAGGAGAAGAUGUGGAAAUAACGUGGACCAUCAGUGGCAUUCAAAGCUCACAAUUAAGAGGUCGGGAGUGGGCGUUCCUUUCAGGAAAUAUCUUACUUGCUGAAAUAAGUCGUGAUGGGGUUGUGACAACAUAUAAUAUCAGCUUUUUUACUGCAAGGACAGAAGUAAAAGAGCCUUCAACUUUGAUUCUGAAAAACGUUGAUGAACGUUUUAAUGGAACAUACAGACUAGCUGUUCGCACAACAAUAGGAUUACAAUAGAACGUUCCACACGAAGCCAGUGGAUAAUGUGUACACGCCACAAAUUUGCUCAUCAGAUUGGCAAAGCACAGUGUAACCGUCGCUUUUAUCACAAUUAGAGAUGUUGUAUGACUGGAUAUUAAUAAAACUUUGCAUGUGUUCAUUACAUUUCAGUAACGCCAGCACUGACAAUCAAUUGUUCCAGUUACAUCACAUUGCGUCAAAGUGAUUACUUUGCAUGCGAAUGUAAAGGACAAGGUGGCAACCCACUUGCGAACGUUACCUGGUACAAAGGAAGCGUACCGAUUGUCACAGGAAAGGAAAUAGGCAUUUUGCGUCUUCCUAAUGUGGAUAAAGACGACAAUGGGACAUACAGAUGUGAAGCCAAAAGUCACGAGAAGGCAAAGAACGAAACAACAAUUGAAUUAAUUGUGAAUUGUAAGUAUGAGUGGUACUAAGUCGUUUAAGUGGUACUCGAAUCAGGCACAGUUUGAGACCAUGUUAAAUUAGAUAUACUGUACUCUAUUGUGUUUGUGUAUGUAUACAUUUAAUCUGGUGCAUGCGUAUGCAUAUAUGCAAAUUUAGAAACUGGACAAAAAAGGAAAUGCAUGUUUGAACUAAUUUGUAUAUUUUGAAGUGUGCAUGUUGUUCCAUAUUCAAAUGAGUGAGGAAAUUUUUUAUUUCACAUGGUUUUGAUGAAUUUGCUUAUGUAUAAAUUUUCAUGCAUAUUUUCAAUGAGUAUAUAAUAAUAGUAUGGGUUCGCCUGCAAUUUGAAACGUCUCUAAAAACUCACUCAUGCGUAAUUUUUUUUUGUUCAGUCACCCAUACUAAACCAUAUAUUGCCAAAACCAUAUUGUAUUCUAUUUUAUUUUCUAUACAGAUCAACCAGAAGAGCCAUACUUUAAAGAAAACGUGGAUAUUGGUAAAACGUUUGCCAUAACAUGUGAAUCCAAUGGUCAUCCUUCACCAAGUUAUACUAUAAUCCAUAAUGAUACCAAGAUCGUCAGUACUGAGAGGACGUAUACGAUAGAUGUUGUGCAGUACAGUGAUGCUGGGCUAUAUAAAUGUAUUGCAGAGAAUAAACUUGGAAAUAGUUCAACGAUAUAUUAUUUAGCUGUCCUAGGUAAGAUUCAGUUUUUACAACUUAUUUUCACCUCUCCUUUUACUACUUUUUAUCAUACAUUGUGUUCAAAAUUUCGACUGUAAUGAAAGUGAAAGUGUAAUACCAUGUUAUUAUGUUUAGAUCAAUUAAUAAAUCCGACAACUGGUAUUACCACUCAAACGUUCUCCACUACUGAGAAUUCUAGAUCAGGUAAGAUGUAUACUUGUAGCUUGUUCAGAAGUUUAUAUACACUUCUUUGUGAAAGCAAGUUGAAUAUAGCUAUAUAUUGAUGUAAACUAUCUUCCUAAAACAAUAGUUUCUAUAACAACACCCCCUUGACUUGAACAAAGCUGGUGUUAUUUUGUUGCAUGUACAAAUAGUGCAGGGGGGUCGUUGUUUUAUCACUGCAUUUAUCGUCACUAAAAUGGAAGUAUAAUACUGGGAGAGGCUGGGAAAAUCAUGAACAACAUGUUUUGUGAUCCGAGACCACUAUAAUAAACAACUCGGAAAUGAUAGCGGAUUGCAACUAUUUCUUUAUACCUUUUUAAAAGUUUCUAUGGCGUUGUGUUUAUUAGUUUUAAAUAUUUCUGUUCAGCCAAUACAGCUGUCAACAAAGAGGAUGAUGAGACGACUGUUGUGGUAUGGCAUGUCGUGGUAUCUUUGGUGUCUGGGAUCAUUAUUGGAAUUCUUCUUUCCUACAUUGUCUCAUGUUCUCGUCACAAAUUUAGAAGUAGGAAACCUCAAUCAAACCCUGAACCAAAGACAACUGAAGUUGAUGCAACUUAUCAAGAGCUUGAUCUUUCAAAAAUGAACACAGAAGAUAAUUAUCAGUCGUUGAGAGUGAAUGCUGCAAGUUAUGACGCUGGACAUCGAGCUAGAAAUGACGAUGACUCUACUUACACUGAGUUGAGCAAAACCAGAGAUGUGGAAGACAACUAUCAAUCUUUAACUUGA
Molecule: messenger RNA, 3275 nt
Organism: Paramuricea clavata
Lineage: Eukaryota; Metazoa; Cnidaria; Anthozoa; Malacalcyonacea; Plexauridae
Source: the annotation of a GenBank genome assembly